AUGUAUAAUCUCCCUUCCUCAGAUGAAGUUGGAGCAUUAGUAGUUGAAUAUUUUGAUACUUCAGAAAUUGGUAGAGAUAUCAUAGUAAAGAAAAAUUCUGGAGAUUUAAUGAGAAUACAUGAAACUCAUACAACUUUUAUACCAUUACAGUAUCCUUUAUUAUUUCCAUACGGAGAAGAUGGAUAUCAAGAAGAUAUUCCUAUCAGAGGAACUGAUCAUGGAGGCAAAAAUAGGAAAAGAUUGAGAAUUACUCUUAGAGAAUUUAUAGCAUUUAGAAUUCAACAGAGAAAUGUUGAAUUUGGAAAUAUAGUGAAUGGAGGAAAAUUAUAUCAACAAUUUUUAGUUGACACAUAUACUAUGAUAGAGUCUCAAAGAUUGUCUUUCAUAAGAAAUAAUAAAUCUUCAAUCAGGUCUGAAAUCUUAAAUUGCAUUGAAGAGGCUGUAAGUAUAGGUGAAACAGAUCCAUCAUCUGCUGGAAAACGUGUUAUAUUACCUGUUUCUUUCACUGGAAGUAUGAGAUAUCUAUUUAAUAACAACCAAGAUGCAAUGGCUAUCUGUAAAAAAGUUGGAUACCCUGAUCUUUUCAUUACAUUCACCUGCAACUCAGGUUGGGCAGAGAUAACAAGAUUCCUUGCUGCAAGAGGAUUAAAAGCUGAAGACAGAUCAAAUAUUUCAUGUAGAUUAUAUCUUUCCUCAUCUGAAGUUGUAUGGAGAAUCUUGGCAUUUGAUAUUCAUGAAAGAUGGCUUGCAGUUCAGAGGUUAAAUUUUCAUUUACCCAAUCAUCAAGUUGUUUUUUUUAGAGAUGAUGAAGGAAUAGAUGAUAUUUUUAACAAAAAUAAAGACAAAGAUACCAUGUUCAUAGCUUGGAUGGAAGCAAAUAAGGUGUAUCCAGAGGUUAAAGAGUUGACUUAUGCAGAGUUUCCUAAUAAGUUUAUUUUUUAUAGGGAGAAUUGUAAAUGGCAGCCAAGAAAGAAAGGUUUCUUAAUUGGCAGGCUUCAUUAUAUCCCUCCAAGGACAGGCGAGCUUUAUUAUCUAUGUUUGUUGUUAACAAUGCAGCGUGGUUGUUGUGAUUAUGAGAGUAUAAGAACUGUUAAUGGAGUUAUAUUGAACAAUUUUCAAGAAGCAUGCUACUCAUUAGGACUUCUAUGUGAUGACAAAGAAUUUGUUGAUGGAAUAAAGGAAGCAAAUGAGUUUUGUUUAGGACAUGAGCUACGAAAACUAUUUGUGACGUUAUUAAUGUGCAAUAUAAUGGUCAAACCAGAUUAUGUGUGGGAGAAAAUAGGGACGAUGCUAUCUGAUGAUAUUCUUUAUCAGCAAAGGAAGAAAAAUAGGAAUCUAGUUUGGUUGAAAAUAAGUUUAGCAGAUGAGCUCAAUUACAACACAAUUGAAUUGGCUGAACAACACUGUAGACUUCUAGAUUCUUUAACAAUGGAGCAAAAAGUUGUUUACCAUGAAAUCAUGAACUCAGUCUUAAAUAAAUCUGGUGAUUUUUUCUUCUUAUAUGGAUAUGAAGGAACAGGAAAAACAUACAUUUGGAAUACUCUAUCAGUAGCUCUUCGAUCUAAACGACUGAUUGUUCUCAAUGUGGCUUCAAGUGGUAUUGCUUCUUUACUUUUUCCUGGAGAAAGGAUAGCUCAUUCCAAAUUUUCAAUUCCAUUAAUGACUAAUAAUACAUCCACGUGUAAAAUCAAGCAAAGAAGUUUGAAAGCUGAUCUAUUAAUCAACACAAGUCUUAUCAUAUGGAAUGAAGCCAUCAUGCUUAAUAAAUUUUAUUUUGAAGCUCUAGAUCGUACAUUAAGAGAUCUAAUGAGAGUGAGAAAUUCAAAUAGUAUGAAUGAACCUUUCGGUGGAAAAGUUGUUGUAUUGGGAGGAGAUUUCAGACAAAUACUUCUGGUUAUUGCAAAAGGUAGUCGUGAAGAUGUUCUUUCAGUAACUGUGAACUCUUCUUAUCUAUGGGCUCAUUGCAAAGUGCUCAAGUUGACAAAAAAUAUGAGAUUAUCAACAUCAGUAGAAAACACUUCUGCUAUAAAUGAAACUAAGUUUUUUGCAGAUUGGAUUCUUCAAAUAGGCGAUGGACAAAUCGGAGUUCACUAUGAUGAAGAUUGUACAUUUGAAAUUCCAGAAGAGUUUCUCAUUCUUAAAAAGGAUAAUAGUCUUAUGCAUCUAGUAGAAUUUGCAUAUCCAAAUUUAGUCCAUAAUUGUGCUGAUUUUAAAUUCUUUGAACAGAGAGCAAUAUUAGCACCUACUUUAGAAAGUGUUGAGAAAGUAAAUGAAUUAAUUAUCUCUUUGAUGCCCGGAAAAGAAAGAGAAUAUUUAAGUUCUGAUUCAACUUGCUCAUCUGAUGAAAAUUCUGAAACAGAAGGUGAGUGGUUUACUACUGAAUUUUUGAAUGAAGUUAAGUGUUUAGGAAUUCCAAACCACAGAUUAAUUUUGAAGAUAUGUGUUCUAGUUAUGCUUUUGAGGAAUAUAGAUCAAGCAAAUGAAUUAUGCAAUAGAACUAGACUGAUUGUUAAUCAAUUGGAAAGAAACAUACUUGCAGCCACUGUUGUUAUGGGAAGAAAUAUUGGUGAUAAAGUAUUCAUCCCAAGAAUGAAUUUAGUUCUUUCAAAUUCUCGGUUACCUUUUAAGUUUCAAAGAAGACAAUUUUCAUUAGCUCUUUGUUUUGCAAUGACUAUUAAUAAGAGUUAA
Molecule: messenger RNA, 2688 nt
Organism: Abrus precatorius (Indian licorice)
Lineage: Eukaryota; Viridiplantae; Streptophyta; Magnoliopsida; Fabales; Fabaceae
Exons: 3
Coding region: 1-2688 (895 amino acids)
Biological process (GO): telomere maintenance; DNA repair
Molecular function (GO): DNA helicase activity
Source: RefSeq, a predicted model, not a curated record